Molecule: messenger RNA, 1697 nt
Organism: Vitrella brassicaformis
Lineage: Eukaryota; Vitrellaceae
Source: the annotation of a GenBank genome assembly
CAUCCCAUGCACACAACGAACGUACUGCCAUCAGCACAACGAAGGCUUGACCUCCACGCACUUCCUUCCGCUCCUUCCUCUCCUCUCGUCUCCUCUCUCAAUCUACCUACCAUGCAUCUUUUGCACACGCCACUCCGGCCCGACACCCUCUGUCUACUCAUCCAGGACGUCAAGCACGUCAGUCAGGGUGCCCUGCCCUCUGCGGGUGUCUUUGUUCGGUGCCUCCUUCUUGGGCGCCUCCUUGGUCUCCGUAGGGGCCUUGGCGCUCUCAUCCUUCUUCUUCUUGUCAGACAGCUUGGCGGCCUCCUCUGUCUUGGUCUCCUCCUCUGUCACGACGGGAGCAGCCGCGACGGCCUCAGGCUUCUUCUCCUCUUCUGGCAGCUCUUCCUCCUCCUCCAUCUCUUCCAUCUCCUCCAUCUCCUCUUCUUCUUCUUCGACAGCGAUGGGAAUGCUGCGUGCCUCUGGCUCGGGCUCGGCGGGGGUCUUGUUGAGGGUGAUGCGCAGGAUGCCGUCGCGGAACGAGGCCGAGAUGCCCUCCAUAUCCACAUUGCUGCAGGCAAGAAGGCAAGGCAAGGCGAGACAAGAUGGAUUAGAUUAGGGGGUCUGGGUGUGUCGAGUCGUGUUGGAUGCGCUCAUGCUCAGCUCACUCAGGGAGUCUCCAGGAUCGUGAGAAUUUGCCGUAUGACCGCUCCUGAGUCAUGAAGCUCACGCCUGUGCGGGUCUCGGCCUUGGUCUUGUGGCCCUCGACCUUGAGCACGCCCUCCUUGACCGUCACCUUGGCAUCCUCCUUGGCCACACCUGCAGGCAGGUCGAACCAACCGUCAUAAGCUGUGACUGACAUGAUGCCCGUCGGUCUGUUGUGAGUCAGUGAGUGGGCCGGGUGACUCGAUUCGAUUCAAGUCACCUGGCAGCUCUGCGUCAAUGAUGUACUCGUCAUCUGUCUGCAGGACGUCCACACGAGGCGAGAAGUCAGCCAUCGACGUGCGGUACGGCUCGAAACCAGUCGACACUGCACACCACCCCACCACACACAGACCGACACACGCACUGUAGACUACGUGUCGUUUUGUCUUGUUGUCUCACUGGAUGUGCUGACCUCUGAAGAUGUUGUCGAGCUGCUUGCGCAUCCUCGACAUGUCCCUCUCCACCGAUGGGUCAAUGAACACAUCACAAGGACCUCGUGAUCUUGAGGAGGAGCCCCGUCGUGCUCCCCGGUGAUGCCUCGACGAGUGGCGGCUUCGGUCCCGGUAGCAGUCGAGCGAUGUCACGGCCACCGCAUCGAUGUCGGCAUCUGCUGCCCCAGUCAGCGCCCUCUGCAGGUGCCUGUGCCCACUGCUGAGGAAUCGUGCUUGUACAGGGCUGACAGUGAAUGCAUCGACCUGCGUCGACGCAAGCAGCAAGAGAAUGCAAUUGAUAGCGAGCAUUUCAGAGACGGAGAUCUGCGCGAUUAGCUCGCAGGGAGAGCUCACAGCGGUUUUACGGGGAGAUGGUUAAGGGGGAGAGGAGGAGAGAAGCGGCCCAUCACACACCUGCCACAGCGGCUGCAAGACAACAGAAGACAAGACCACGGCUGGCCUUCUGCUCACUGGGAUCCGGCCGAAUGGGAACGCACAACGACUAGAGCGGACGUCGUCGUCUGCCGUGGUGGAGUGGCCCUCUCCGACAGCCAUCUGCAGCGCGGCACGCUGAUCUCCGCC